This is a messenger RNA of Megalops cyprinoides (Indo-Pacific tarpon), 3105 nucleotides long. RefSeq names its product VPS41 subunit of HOPS complex (gene vps41). NCBI's taxonomy places the organism in Eukaryota, Metazoa, Chordata, Actinopteri, Elopiformes, Megalopidae. The transcript has 29 exons. The coding region runs from base 19 to 2583 and encodes 854 amino acids. The record is from RefSeq and is a predicted model, not a curated record. Gene Ontology annotation, biological process: cellular response to starvation; vesicle-mediated transport; endosomal vesicle fusion. Gene Ontology annotation, molecular function: protein binding. Gene Ontology annotation, cellular component: late endosome; HOPS complex.
AUUUCACUCAGUUUUGCCAUGGCGGAAGUAGAGGGGCAGGGAAGAAAACCAAGUGAAGAAUCCACAGAUGACUCUGAGGAAGAGGACAGCGAAGAGGAGCCCAAGCUAAAGUAUGAACGACUGGCUAAUGGGGUGACGGAGAUCCUGCAGAAGGACGCAGCCAGCUGUAUGACUGUGCAUGACAAGUUCUUGGCACUUGGCACACACUUUGGAAAGGUCUACCUCCUGGACAUUCAAGGGAACGUAACUCAAAAAUAUGACAUUAGUCCGGUGAAGAUUAACCAGAUCAGCCUGGAUGAGGGUGGUGAACAUGUGGGCAUCUGCUCUGAAGAUGGCAAGGUCCAGGUGUUUGGACUUUACACCAGGGAGGGCUUCCAUGAGAACUUUGACUGUCCCAUCAAGGUGGUGGCGCUGCACCCUCAGUUUGGCCGAUCAAACAGCAAGCAGUUUGUCACCGGGGGCAGCAAGCUAUUACUUUAUGAACGGAACUGGCUGAAUCGUUGGAAGACAGCGGUGCUGCAUGAAGGGGAGGGUGUCAUCACCAAUGUCAAGUGGAGGGCCAACCUCAUUGCCUGGGCCAACAAUGUGGGAGUGAAGAUCUAUGACAUCAGCACCAAGCAGCGAAUCACCAAUGUGCUGCGGGACAAUGUGAGCCUGCGGCCCGACAUGUACCCCUGCAGCCUCUGCUGGAAGGACAGCACUACUCUCAUUGUCGGCUGGGGCAAGUCCGUCAAGAUCUGCGCUGUGAAAGAGCGGGAUCCCAUGGAGAUGAGAGACCUGCCGAGCCGCUAUGUCGAGAUAGUGUCUGCAUUUGACACAGAGUUCUUCAUCAGUGGCCUAGCUCCUCUGGCUGAUCAGCUGGUGACCCUGUAUUACGUGAAGGAGAAUUCAGAUCAGAUGGAUGAAGAGUUCCGGGCCCGUCCUCGGCUUGACAUCAUCCAGCCCCAGCCAGAGAGCUGUGAGGAGAUCUCCUCAGAUGCCCUGACGGUCCGCCACUUCCAGGAGAAUGAGUGCAGAGACUACCGCCUGGAGCAUGCAGAGGGCGAGCCCCUUUUCUAUAUCAUCAGCCCGAAGGACAUCGUGGUGGCCAAAGAGCGAGAUCAGGAUGACCACAUCGACUGGCUGCUGGACAAGAAGAAGUAUGAGGAAGCUCUUAUGGCUGCAGAAAUCAGCUUUAAAAACAUCAAGCGACAUGAUGUCCAGAAAAUUGGCAUGGCUUACAUCAAUCACCUGGUGGAGAAGGGGGAUUACGACACGGCUGCCAGGAAGUGUCAGAAGGUGCUGGGGAAAAAUAUGGACCUGUGGGAGAAUGAGGUGUACCGCUUCAAGACCAUUGGACAACUCAAGGCUAUAAGUCAGUACCUGCCCAGGGGAGACCUGCGCCUCCGCCCUGCCAUCUAUGAGAUGAUCCUCCACGAGUUCCUCAAGAGUGACUUUGAGGGCUUCGCCAUGCUCAUCCGUGAAUGGCCCGGAGAGCUCUACAACAACAUGACAAUCGUGCAGGCCGUCAGUGACCAUCUGAAGAAGGACCCCACCAACCGCACCCUGCUAACCACUCUGGCUGAGCUCUACACGUACGACCAGCGCUAUGACAGAGCCCUGGAGAUAUACCUGAGACUGAGGCACAAAGACGUGUACCAGCUCAUCCACAAACACAACCUCUUCUCCUCCAUUGAAGACAAGAUUGUGCUCCUUAUGGACUUUGACAAAGAGAAAGCUGUCGAUAUGCUGCUGGAUAAUGAAGACAAAAUAUCGACGGACAAAGUUGUGGAGGAGCUGAAGAACAGGCCUGAACUACUUCAUGUUUACCUGCACAAACUGUUCAAGCGGGACCACCACAAAGGACAGAGGUACCACGAGCGACAGAUCAGCCUGUACGCUGAGUAUGACCGGCCGAACCUGCUACCCUUCCUAAGAGACAGCACCCACUGCCCACUGGAGAAGGCUUUGGAGAUCUGUCAGCAGAGGAACUUUGUGGAGGAGACAGUCUUCCUACUCAGCCGGAUGGGGAACUGCAGGCGUGCUCUUCAGAUGAUCAUGGAGGAGCUGGAGGAUGUGGACAAGGCCAUUGAGUUUGCCAAAGAGCAGGACGAUGCAGAGCUGUGGGAGGACCUCAUUUCCUACUCCAUCGACAAGCCCCCCUUCAUCACAGGGCUGCUGAACAACAUUGGGACACAUGUGGACCCCAUCCUCCUCAUCCACCGCAUCAAGGAGGGCAUGGAGAUCCCCAACCUGAGAGACUCAUUGGUCAAGAUCCUGCAGGACUACAACCUUCAGAUCUUGCUGCGUGAGGGCUGCAAGAAGAUCCUGGUGUCUGACUCACUGUCCCUGCUGAAGAAGAUGCACAGGACUCAAAUGAAAGGAGUCAGGGUGGAUGAGGAGAACAUCUGUGAGUCUUGCCAUGCUGCAAUACUGCCAUCAGACACGGCUAAGCUCUUCAGUGUGGUGGUUUUCCACUGCAGGCACAUGUUCCACAAGGAGUGUCUGCCAUCCCCCGGAACUAUCCCAGGCGUCCAGUUCUGCAAUAUCUGCAGUGCAAAGCGGAGGGGGCCUGGAAGUGGGAUCCUGGAGAUGAAGAAGUAAAUGGAGAUGCCAUGGCAACUGUGUCCACACAUUACUUUGUGUCUACAGGGCUGAUGGGUCCAGUUCCCUGUUGCUACUGUGAUCAUACAUCUUUUGCUUGCUUUUGGUAAAAAAAUAAAUGAAUAAAUAAAAUAAGUGCUUGAGUCUAGCUGGUUAUAACUGAUGUCAUUUCCAAUGUAGCACACAAGCACAUGGUUUCAUCAUUAUGCUUGGUUUCUGAACUGGAUACUCAUAUCAGUCUUAAUAAGCAUGGGGAAUGCAGGAUUUGAAUGGCCAUGUAGAACAUUAUGCAUUCUAAUCGCUGUAUGCUUUUGUUCUAACCGCUGUGUGUACCCGGAGUACCACAUUUUCGCAAUCCCUGCACAUGUUUUGCUGAGCAGCUCCCAAACUCAUAGUUGUAGGAAACAAAAAAAAAUCAAUACUUGCUUUAGUGUCAGUAACACUAAAGCAAGUAUUAUGCACACAAUAAUAGUAAUAAUAAUAAUAGAUAUAAAUAGUGCAGACAAUGUUUUGGGUUAAUAA